AUGGGAUUGAUGGAAGAGGAGAAGGGAGUCGGAAAAGAUUUUACACAAGAUGGGACUACAGAUCUUAAGGGUAAACCUGUCCUAAGAUCAAAUACUGGGAGAUGGAGAGCUUGUUACUUCAUGCUAGGAUAUGAAGUGUGUGAAAGAAUGGCAUACUAUGGGAUAUCAACAAAUUUGGUGUUGUAUUUAACAAGGGAGUUGCAUGAAGGGACUGUUAAGUCAUCAAACAAUGUCACAAAUUGGGUGGGAACUGUGUGGAUGACUCCUCUUUUGGGUGCAUACAUUGCUGACACAUAUUUGGGAAGAUAUUGGACUUUCAUGAUUGCUUCAGUGAUUUAUCUUCUGGGUAUGUGCUUAUUGACUCUUGUGGUUUCACUAUCAUCCCUAAAGCCACCAUCAUGUGGGAAACAUGUGAGUUACCUAGACUGCGAUAAACGGGCUUCGUCGUUUCAAGUUGGUAUCUUCUAUUGCGCACUCUACAUUAUUGCAAUUGGGACGGGUGGAACCAAGCCCAAUAUCUCGACAAUGGGUGCAGACCAGUUCGACGAUUUUGAGCCCAAAGAAAGGGCCCAGAAGCUCACCUUCUUUAAUUGGUGGAUGUUUAGCAUAUUUUUCGGCACCCUUUUCUCAAACACAUUCCUAGUGUACAUUCAAGAUACUGUGGGUUGGGGCUUAGGGUAUGGUAUCCCUACAUUGGCUCUACUUGUGGCCAUAAUAGCCUUUAAACAAGGCACCACGUUGAUUAGAUCCAUGGGGCCUCAUUUCGAAAUCCCGCCAGCUUCUCUAUCUGUAUUUCUAACGAUCUCCAUGCUUAUUAGCAUUGCAGUUUACGAUCGUCUCUUUGUUCCAUUGGUUCGAAAAUACACAAAAAACCCAAGAGGCAUCACUUUGUUGCAACGAAUGGCAAUUGGACUAAUACUCCAUAUCGUUACCAUGAUCAUCGCUAGUUUCGUUGAAAGGCGACGACUAAACGUGGCUCGAGAUCAUGGUAUAGUAGGGGAAAAGCAAAUUGUGCCUCUAAGAAUAUUCAUUCUCCUCCCUCAAUUCGUGUUAAUGGGCAUCGCGGAUUGUUUCCUAGAAGUCGCAAAACUUGAGUUUUUCUACGAUCAAGCGCCUGAAGGAAUGAAGAGUCUUGGGACGGCUUAUUUUACAACUAGUUUGGGUGUCGGGUUUUUUCUUAGUAGUUUCAUCCUAUCAACUGUGGCUGAUGUUACCAAGAAGAAUGGAUACGGAGGUUGGAUCCGUAACAACCUCAAUAAAUCCCGCCUAGACUAUUAUUAUGCAUUUUUCGUGGUUUUGAGCUUUGCAAACUUCCUGUUCUUCCUUGUUGUCGCGAAAAACUUCGACUACAACUCUGAAGUUGAUGAGCCGGAACAAGAGUUGAAAGAAGGCAUCGGAAAGUUUACAGAACAAGGCUACGUUGCUGGAUGA
Messenger RNA from Cynara cardunculus var. scolymus (artichoke), 1431 nucleotides. Its product is annotated as protein NRT1/ PTR FAMILY 5.2-like. The record is from RefSeq and is a predicted model, not a curated record. Lineage: Eukaryota; Viridiplantae; Streptophyta; Magnoliopsida; Asterales; Asteraceae. The transcript has 4 exons. Gene Ontology annotation, molecular function: transmembrane transporter activity. Gene Ontology annotation, biological process: transmembrane transport. Bases 1 to 1431 code for a protein of 476 amino acids. Gene Ontology annotation, cellular component: membrane.